AUGCAUCUUCGUUUACUUGCAAUUUUGUGUGGUGCUUGCUGCCUACUUACCGCUAGUGCCCUGAAACAUCACAUUCUGACUAAAAGCUGGGAUGAAGCACAGUCCGACUGUCUCGAGUAUCUGCGUAUCGAAUCAUCUGCUGCUUCAACGUCUUACCUCUCCCACCAGUACGGAGACGAUCAGGCGACGAAAGAGCUGAUGUUCUGCAUUCUACUCAAUCUGCGCGUCUUCGAAGCAACGCAAAACGUGCCGCGUGUUGAGUUGAUGCGUCAAUUCUUCACACCAGACGAGGGCGAUACGUUGCACGUGAACCGUACGAACGAAUGUCUACGGAGAGUUCAAAUCCCACUGAAGGAGAACAGUUCCUGCGGCUACAAACCAUACCUGAGUGCAAUCGAGUCGGCGAAUGGCUUAUUCCGAUGCUUCUACCAUUACUACGGCAAUCUGAACCGAAAUGCAGUGGAACUUCCGCCGACUGGCCUGGAACGGCAGCAGAUACGGCAAGAGUGUGCUAAGAUUGUCGGUAUACCCGAAGGUUUGCUUCGCUGUGGAUCGCAGCUGAAGGAUCAUCAUGUGUACAGCAGUUUUUCGCGCUGUGUGAUGCUAAGGAGUGGCACGACUGGAAUGGAGUUGGAUGAUAAUUCUAUAAACAGUUUAAAAGUGAUUUCUGAGUGA
Anopheles stephensi (Asian malaria mosquito) is the source of this 675-nucleotide messenger RNA. RefSeq names its product general odorant-binding protein 69-like. The record is from RefSeq and is a predicted model, not a curated record. Gene Ontology annotation, biological process: sensory perception of smell. Lineage: Eukaryota; Metazoa; Arthropoda; Insecta; Diptera; Culicidae. The transcript has a single exon. The coding region runs from base 1 to 675 and encodes 224 amino acids. Gene Ontology annotation, molecular function: odorant binding.